Molecule: messenger RNA, 3943 nt
Organism: Vigna unguiculata (cowpea)
Lineage: Eukaryota; Viridiplantae; Streptophyta; Magnoliopsida; Fabales; Fabaceae
Product: LEAF RUST 10 DISEASE-RESISTANCE LOCUS RECEPTOR-LIKE PROTEIN KINASE-like 2.1
Biological process (GO): protein phosphorylation
Molecular function (GO): polysaccharide binding; ATP binding; protein kinase activity
Source: RefSeq, a predicted model, not a curated record
AAUAAUUAGAGGAAGAAGGGAGAACAGCAUUUUCAUAAUCACAUUUUGAAGAAUGGAAAAUGAAGGGUGGGAUAGGUGUUCUUGGUCUGCACGCACUCUGGUAUCAAUAUUGGCUACAAUAAUUAUCCUACUCCAACCAGAUUACGGCAUCGCUAAGCGACACCCACCCUGUCCUACUUCAUCAUGCGGCCAAAUUCGCAACAUAAGUUACCCAUUUCGGCUCAAAGGCGACCCAGGUCAGUGCGGCGACCCAAGGUAUGAGUUAGAUUGCGUUAACAACGCCACUCUCUUACUAACCUUGUUGUCGGGAAAAUACCAUGUAAGAGAUAUCGACUACAACCAAUACAGAAUGGUUGUGAUUGACCCGGGUCUAGAGGAGGAGGGCAAUUGCUCCUUCAUCCCUCGCAAUUUCUUAACGGAUCGUAAUUUCGGAUCACAACCGUUCAAUUAUGAUUACUGGGUAAUGGUGAGAGUAGGGUACUUGAACUGCGUGAAUCCUGUGAGUGACGAUCCACGAUAUGUUAAGGUGGAGAGGAGUGGAUGUGGCAGCGGAGGGCACGUGUACGCUGUAUUGGACGAGCCUUAUGCGUAUAGUGUGCAGGACAUGAAGGUUGGGUGCGAUCUAAUGGUGGCUACUCUUUGGACACCGAAACAGAAUGUUACCUACGCUUGUGAUAGGAAGAACACCGAGACUAUGUGCUCUCCAAGGGAGUUUGAAGUGCUUGAAAAAUCACCGGCGGGGAAUGUUACAUACGAUGAUAUCCAUCGCAUAAUAAGUGAGGGAUUUUGGUUGUCCUGGUUGCCCACUGUUUGCGAGAAACAAUGUGGAAGGGGGGUGAUGUGUCAGAUUAGCAAUGAGUCCAGAGGAGAAGUCUUCUGUAUGAACCAUUACUGUAAUUACGCCUACCACACCCACAAGUGCGAACCUUGGCAAAAGAUUUUCGGCUAUAUCCGAGGUUAUCUUCAAGGCAUUAUUUAUGGAAUAGGUAGCAGAAUAACAUUCAGCCAAUACCCAGAUGUGCAAUAUUUUGAUGAAGGAAUUUUCAUAGGACGAAACGGUACAUUAAUAUUUUUUGCAGCCAGAUAUCUGUUUGGAGUUGUACUUAUUCUUGUGUUAUUGAUCUACAAAUGGCGACGAAGACAUUCUUCGAUAUAUGAAAAUAUUGAAAAUUUCUUGCUAGAUAGCCAUCUAAAUCCCAUCAGAUACCAAUACAAUGAAAUAAAAAAAAUGACUAGAGGUUUCAAAGUGAAACUGGGUCAAGGAGGCUUUGGUGUUGUAUAUAAAGGAAAACUCCAGAGUGGAUUGGAGGUAGCAGUAAAGAUAUUGAGCAAAUCUGAUGAUGAUGGACAGGAUUUCAUAAAUGAAGUAGCUACUAUUGGAACAAUACAUCAUAUAAAUGUAGUGCGUCUAAUUGGAUAUUGUGUUCAUAGAAAAAAGUGUGCACUAGUUUAUGAAUUUAUGUCAAAUGGAUCGUUGGAUAAAUACAUUUUUUCCAAAGAAGAAGGCAUUUGUUUAAGCUAUGAUAAAAUACAUGAAAUAUCUCUUGGAAUAGCACGUGGGAUUGCAUAUUUGCAUCAAGGUUGUGAUAUGCAAAUUUUGCAUUUUGAUAUCAAGCCUCAUAAUAUUCUUUUAGAUGACAACUUUGUUCCAAAGGUUUCAGAUUUUGGACUUGCAAAGCUACAUGCUACAAUUGAUGGUGUUGUCAAUAUGACCGCAGCAAGAGGAACAUUGGGUUACAUGGCUCCAGAGUUAUUUUAUAACAAUAUGGGUGGGGUAACAUAUAAAGCUGAUGUAUAUAGCUUUGGAAUGCUUUUAAUGGAAAUGGCAAGUAAAAGAAGGAACUCAAAUCCGGACGCAGAGCAUUCAAGUCAACAUUAUUUUCCUUUUUGGAUUUAUGAUCAAUUUAAAAAAGCAAAACAUGUUGACAUGCAAGAUGCUUCAGAAGAAGACAAUAUUCUAGUAAAAAAGAUGUUCUUAGUUGCACUUUGGUGUAUUCAAUUAAAACCAAGUGAUCGUCCUUCAAUGAAUAAGGUAAUAAUGAUGCUUGAAGGGAUGGCCGAAAGCCUUGAAUUACCUCCAAGGCCUUCCUUUUAUAAAGUUGAAUCAUAUGAACAUGAUGACAUUAGCUCUGAUGUCGCCAACUACACUUACUCUACUAGUCACCAUGGUGAAAGCCUAACAAUGGAUCACCAUAUAAGUAAGAAAACUUAAAUUAAGUGUAAUGUUGACAGGAGUAAUGGAUUAAUGUUAUAGGUUAGCCCUUGGAUAAAUUUAUUUGGUAUUAGUUAUUUGUUGUAGACAAUUAUGGUUUUUCAAGUGUAAGAAGAGAAGUCUAACGUCAUCAGUUCUAUCUUGGUACUUUUCUUAUUAUAAAAGUAGUAAAGUAUUUUCAUGGUAAGACUUCAAAAUCAUUUCCUUUACUUUUAUACUAUUUUGGUGCUUGAUAAAAAAAUAUGAGAUAGGAAAAAUAGUUCCUUCUUUAAGGUUUUAUUAAUAAUUGUGUUUUCUAUUUUCAAGAGAGGCACUACAAAAAAAAUAUUAUUUAAUGAAGGUUAAUUUGUGGAGGUUAUAAAAACCCUCCACAAAUUAGCAUUAUUUAAAAUAAUUAUGUUGGAUUGUCUAAGUACUAAAAUUAGUGGAGGUUUUAACAGUUUCUUGAAGAGGUCUAUAACCUCCAUAAAUUAUUUUACCUUUUUGAUUUCCCUCCAUUUUUUCAGCCUUUUCCUCCAAUGUUUUACACGCUCACUAAAGCGUUUCCCUCAAAUUUCCAAACCCGAGAUUCUUAUUUUCACUUUCGUUCUGAAAACUCUUUCAUCAAAUUGGCUUCAUCAUAUCGAUGUUCAUCUUUGUCAUCUUCGUACUUGCUCGUCGACCAUUUUUCGUCAUGUCCGUCCUCGCUCGUCAGUCGGUGCUCGUCGAUCAAUGCUCCUUGGGUGCGUUUUUUAUUUAGGAUUUUCAUCCACCGGUAGGUUUCAUCAUGUGAGUAAUCCUCACGAGGCACUCCUCCUCUCUCUCAACCCACUCCGGUCUCUCCCUCACUCUUUGCAAUCAAUGUUGUUCUGUUUUUCUAUUUCAUUUUUUCGAAUAACAAUGAUGUAAUAUCAGCAGGUGAUAUGGCUUUGCUAGGAAGAAAGUGAUGACAAGUGAAGUGGCUUUGAACAGACAACGUUGAGAGAGGUCAAAGAGGAAAUUCACAUUACUUUUGGAAUCCCGGUUAAGGUGAAUGUGCUCAUAGCCAACGAUGUUUUUCUUCUCAACAAAGAGGUUAAUGCACCAAUCUACAACCCCGAAGAUCUCAAAAACAUUAAGAAGAUAGUUGAAAGAGAUGAUGCAUUUGAAGAACUUAAAGAAUGGCACUCACUUGGGAGGGUUCCUGUUUUUUGCUGCAUUGUGUGAGGGAACUUUUUAGUAAUAAUAUAACAGGGAAAAUACCAAUUGAGCUUGGGAGUUUGAGAAACUUGGUGAGCCUGGAGCUUAACUUGAACAAAAUUACUGGUCCCAUUCCAGAAGAAAUAGGCAACCUUAAAAACCUACGUUUCAUGCGUCUCAACAAUAACAACUUGUCAGGAAAAAUUCCUAUGCCUUUGACCAAUCUCUAUAAACUGCAAGUGCUUUUUAUGAAUAACCCCCUAUUGAAAUUUACAAGCCUUCAAUCUCCACCAGCUGCCGCAUCACUACCAACUCCUUCAGAAAUAUGUUUGUUUUUGGAAAUCCCUGGCAACGCCCCAAUGGAGCAAAGCAUCAAUGAUCUAAGAGCAGAGAUGGGAGUGGAGUCCUCUCCAUCACCUGGGCCCACUGCUAAGCCAACAGAGGAGGAAACCAAGGAAGGGGGUUCAGCUUAAAUGACGAUUUGAUUUCACUUGCUACAUUUUUCAUGUAUUUCACUGUACAAGGAUUUUGGUACUUUGCAUCUAUAUAUGUCUGCUGAAGUGGUUUGGAAAA